Rhodofomes roseus is the source of this 1377-nucleotide messenger RNA. RefSeq lists its product as uncharacterized. NCBI's taxonomy places the organism in Eukaryota, Fungi, Basidiomycota, Agaricomycetes, Polyporales, Fomitopsidaceae. The transcript is spliced from 10 exons. Gene Ontology annotation, molecular function: dioxygenase activity. Bases 252 to 1343 code for a protein of 363 amino acids. The record is from RefSeq and is a predicted model, not a curated record.
GGAUGGCGUUUGCUUUGGAAUACUGGUAGGUGCGUCAUUGAAUCAUAAUGUAGCUACAGGCAACUACGCCGGGCUUGUUGUGCGGCCACCGGAGCGGUGUGAACACGGACGCGGAAGCACGACAGUCUCAUGUGCUCUGUCACAGAACCAGAGCUCGGAAGUGUCGGGGCACCACCACUAUCUCAACGGAGUAUAUAAUGCCAUAUGAGGCGGUUCGGGUUCCAAAGACUUUCCUUUGAACCUCGAUCACGAUGCCUGGAACUGUCCUUCCGUCUAUACCUCAUUAUGUGCCCGCCCCGCAGACGAAUGAACCCUUGGAAUACGCAAAUCUGACUGUCAUAGAUUUAUCGAAGGCAGAUACGUACGAAGGGCGCGUGAAGUUGGCAGUCCAGCUCCGGGAUGCGAUGCUAGCGCAUGGCUUCUUCUACGUGAUCAAUCACGGACUGACUCAAGCUCAGAAUGAGCGCAUCUUCGACAUCGCUGACGUACCGUUCUCUGCUGUGACGGAUGAGGAGAAGAAGACCUAUGCCGCCAAUAUCAAGGCCACGGGAUCGUAUCAAGGAUAUAAACUUAGACAAUACUGGCACAUUGAUGCUGGUGUACGCGACCAGGUAGAACAUUACAACAUCAAUCGCGAUGUCACGAAGAAGCUGCAUCCUCAAGCACUGCGACCUCUUAUCCCCGAGAUAGAGGCGUUCGCGAAGUUCAACCACUUACAAGUCUUACACCCUCUCCUCCGCUUGUUCGCACUCGGUAUGGAACUGCCAGAGGACACAUUCGUCAACAUCCAUGGAUACGAUGCAGCCGGCGAAUCAUACGUUCGUUUCAUGAAGUACUAUCCAAGGUCCGAGGAUGAAGAGACGAAGACAAAGAAUGUGUGGCUGAAGGGACACACAGACUUCGGGAGUGUCACCAUUUUGUGGAGCCAGCCUGUUGCUUCCCUGCAGAUUCUCUCUCCAGACGGCAAAUGGCGGUACAUCAGACACAUAGACAACGCUCUGGUGGUCAACGCGGGCGAUGCCAUGGAUUUUCUGUCCGGGGGUUUCUACAAGGGUACGAUCCACCGCGUCAUCCAGCCUCCUCCUGACCAGCAAGGCUACACUCGUCUGGGCGCCUUCUACUUCGUCAUGCCGAAUGACGACACUAAACUGAUCCCGUUCGCUGAGAGCCCGGUCUUGCAGAGGGUCGGCAUACAGCGGCGCUGCGAGGACGCUGAUGCACCUACCAUGGAGGCCUGGCGGAGAGGCCGAACGAGUGCGUACGGGCAAACGGAUCUACAGAAGAAGGAGAAGGGCGUCGAGGAAGAGAUCAUCAAUGGGGUUGUGGUGAAGCACUGGAACUAACUCAGGACGUACACAUGAAAUCGCUCAUUGUGUU